This is a messenger RNA of Hyalella azteca, 2407 nucleotides long. Its product is annotated as protein phosphatase PTC7 homolog. The coding region runs from base 127 to 1197 and encodes 356 amino acids. NCBI's taxonomy places the organism in Eukaryota, Metazoa, Arthropoda, Malacostraca, Amphipoda, Hyalellidae. The record is from RefSeq and is a predicted model, not a curated record. The transcript is spliced from 6 exons.
GUCUCGUCCAAUAAUGAUCAGUCGUCGAGACAGGGUUACAGGGUAGGCUGCGACACUGUCCGCAUUGAUCUUGGUUUUGGGAAAAUGUGAGGGCGAAACACGAUCGGUAAUCCAGGUGUUAAUAAAAUGCAGUGUGUCUUGUUUUAUGGACGAUUGCUUUCUCGAGCCGUAGCUAAUGGCGUAUAUAACACAUCAUCUAGUAACUCUGUUAAUAAUACUCAGCAGCAGAUUGCGGCCUCUACAAGCGCUGCAGCUCCCGUGUCACUAGCCAACUCAACCCAAUCACGUGUGAGAUUAUUGACUGCUGUUAGUGGUUUCCCUAAAAAUCAGGGCCCUGAUAGAGUUCGACCAGGAAAGUUUGGAGAUGAUGCCUAUUUUGUUGCAAGACAUCAGCUGGGAGAUGUUAUUGGAGUCGCAGACGGUGUUGGAGGAUGGCGCGCGUGGGGUAUCGACCCUGGCGAGUUUAGUAGCACUCUCAUGCAGAGCUGUGAGCGACUCGUCUCCACAGGCUCCUUCUGCCCCACAGCUCCAGCCAGCCUCCUAGCCAAGGCUUACAGCGAACUCGAACUCACCAAGAAACAUAUACUCGGGAGCAGCACCGCCUGCCUUGUGAUGCUACGAGGUCACCUCGCCACCAAUAACUCCGUCAGCAGCAGCGACGCUUUUCACCACAACGAGACUGAACGAAAAGACUGCGAAGAAUUCCAGAGCGAUGAGACUGCGUCGGGUGUUCUCAGCUCAGCCAACAUCGGGGACUCGGGAUACCUGGUGGUGAGAGGAGGUCACGUGGUGCACCGCAGCCACGAGCAGCAGCACUACUUCAACACGCCCUUCCAGCUGUCCAUGCCGCCUCCUGGCACGUCUGGACACGUGCUCAGUGACAGUCCGGCAAGUGCGGACAGUCGGGAGUUUGAAGUUGAGGCUGGAGACUUACUCCUGGUGGCUACGGACGGCGUCUUCGACAACCUGCCUGUGCCGUGCAUCCUGCAGCUGCUACAGACCGUCCAGGGCACCAGCGAACUGUCGGAGCUGCAGUCAGCGGCCAACCGCAUCGCUCAGCAGGCGCGUCUGCACGCCUUCGAUGAGGACUACAUGUCACCCUUCGCGCUCAACGCCAGACAAAACGGCAUCAACACGAGAGGUGGGAAGCCAGACGAUAUCACGGUCGUGUUGGCUGCGGUGCUUGGCUCCGUCUGACGAGGCUUUGAGUGAGAUCAUCUGUCCCCGUGUACAUUUCCUGGACCCUUUAAACGAGCUCUACGUAUCGGGCUUUUAGUCGAACUGAGAAAAUACUUAAAAGGAAUUCCUUGACAACUGCUGCUACCUAAAUGGACUGAUAGUGAAAAUGUAUAGGAACGUUUCUUUUUAGAUAUUCAUGAUCCUUGCCAUGCACAGCGAAGAUAUUGCUUGCGCUCAUACUGUUUGAGACUCGUUGUGGUAAGUUUAUUUCCGUUCAUUGAGCUUAUCCUCAAUGAAAGGAAUCUAUCGUUUCAUCACAAAUGUUAGCUUUUUUUAUUAUGUGCAAUUGCGCUCGGUAACUAUAUAAUUACGUUAAUCAACGUGGCGUUGGGCGAAUGAACAAAAAAUUGAUUUUUUCAUGUUUUUUCUUUGGCGAUCAUCGCCAAGCAUUACAAAACUGUGCUGAAUUAACGGUCGAGUUGAUUAAGUUUUUAAAUUAAUUCUUUCAUUUCAUUCCCUUUUCUCUCGACAAUCAUUGUUUCAAUUGACAAAAUGCGUAAUUAUAAAUAAAGUUCUGUACCUCGUUUGAAAUGUCACAGAUAGAACGUAAAUCAAGUUAGUCUAGUCUAUUGUAAUGAAACCAAGCUCUGAGGAGGAAGUCGUGACUGUCAUGUGCCCGAGACCGACACUGGAUGUACAAAUAACGUCGCGCUCAAGUUCAUGACAGCCACAUUCAGUGAACUCCAAUUGGAGACUGCCCUAUUCUUUUAUUUAAAUUUCAUAAGUUUAUGGUAUUCAGUCCUUGAUUUGAAGUCUGGUUGCUAGUCUGCUGAAAAGACCAUCACGCGACUAUUCGCGAAGUACGAGACUUGGGAUCACAAUUAUUAAUUGAGUCAAGGGAUUUUAUAUUUCUAUUGAACUAUAGAAAAUUUCACGGCAGCGAUUUUGUGAUUAAAAACCUACGCGCCGGAAUUAUUACCAUUUCCAGUCUCCAUUCAGAGGUUUUAUACGCCCUCAUUUCCGGCAAUCUCUGUGAUUGCUAUGAUAUUUUUGUUACAAGUUAAUUUAAUACUUCUGUGUUGUGAAAGUAACUGUGCUCAGUUGUGGAACAUCGUUUAGUCUUAUGUCAGACUCGUAGAUCGUAGCUAUUUGAUGGCGUUAUUUUUUGUGUCAUAUGAUCGUCGAAAGAUGUACAUAAGAGAAUGUAAAUAAAGUUGAUCGUAACUAA